AUGGCAGCCAUGGCGACCGCGGCGGCGCUAACCUCGGCCCGUAGCUCGGCCUUCCACGGCCUCGCCGUGCCACCGCAGGCCGGCGCCGCGGCCGCGCCGCGCCGGCAGGCCCUCUCCCUGUCGAUCUCCGCCGCGGCGGCUCGCCGCGACUUCGACAACUUCAAGUUCGAGCCCAUCCGUGAAUCCAUCGUCUCCCGCGAGAUGACCCGCCGCUACAUGACCGACAUGAUCACCCACGCCGACACGGACGUCGUCAUCGUCGGCGCCGGCUCGGCGGGGCUCUCCUGCGCCUACGAGCUCUCCAAGGACCCCGCCAUCCGCGUCGCCAUCGUCGAGCAGUCCGUGUCCCCCGGCGGCGGUGCGUGGCUCGGCGGGCAGCUCUUCUCCGCCAUGAUCGUCCGCAAGCCGGCGCAUCUCUUCCUGCAGGAGGUCGGCGUCCCCUACGACGACGCAGGGGAGGACUCCUCCUACGUGGUGGUGAAGCACGCGGCGCUGUUCACGUCGACGAUACUGAGCAAGGUUCUGGAGCGGCCCAACGUGAAGCUGUUCAACGCGGUGGCGGCGGAGGAUCUGAUCGUGAGGAAGGGGAGGGUGGCGGGGGUGGUGACGAACUGGGCGCUGGUGGCGAUGAACCACGACACGCAGUCGUGUAUGGAUCCGAAUGUGAUGGAGGCAAAGGUGGUGGUAAGCUCCUGCGGGCACGACGGCCCGUUCGGGGCGACCGGAGUGAAGCGGCUGAGGAGCAUCGGCAUGGUGGAGAACGUCCCCGGGAUGAAGGCCCUCGACAUGAACGCCGCCGAGGACCAGAUCGUCCGGUUCACCCGCGAGGUACUGGGAAGAAAGAAACAGAGACAGAAAGUGAAAGAAAAUGGUGUUUUAGAGAGAGAGACUGAUAGAGAGAGAAACGGGGCGCGGUUUCUCACAGAUGGGUGUGAUUUGUGUUCUUACAGGUUGUGCCCGGGAUGAUCGUUACAGGCAUGGAGGUGGCCGAGAUCGAGGGAUGCUGCCGCAUGGUGAGAAUCAUCUCUUCAGAUGCGUUUUCUUCUUCUUUUUUUUUUUUUCUCUACGGGGUUUCUGUAUAUGGAAGUAUUUUACCGAUAGAAAACUGAAAAAAUCGUAACUUUCUUUUUCUUGAUUGAAGUUGUGUGCGUUUUUUAUUGAUAUCUUUUACAUGGGCACGACUCGACUACACUACUGAUAGUUUAAUAUUUUAAAAUAUUUUUUGAGUAAUUUUAUUCUAUGAGUCGGAAGAUCAAGAUUAGGGUUUCUUCCGCUCUAACAUGCUCUUCUAUGGGUUUUUUUUUAAAUCGCACAAAUUUUUCCUAUAAAUAAAAAAAUCCAGCUUUCUUGGAGUGAAUGAAUAUCUAUAUAUUUUUUAUUUUUUUGAAAUGGAUAUUUUUAAUUUUUAUGUUAAAGCUUUAUUUAUUUAAUAUAUAUAUAUUUUUCUACAUGGGUUCCAUAAACAAAUUAUUUUAAUAUUAUUGAAUACUAUUUUUGAAUAUGAUUGAUUGGGUGGGGGUUUCUUUUUCUGAUAUAUAUGGUUUUUCUUCUGAAAAUAUAUCAUGGAUGCCGCAGGGGCCCACCUUCGGAGCGAUGAUGAUGUCCGGCGUGAAGGCGGCCCAUCUAGCGCGGGAGGCGCUGGGGCUCUCCGAAGACGAGAUCCCAGCCGUCGGAUCGCUACACCCCGAGAUGGUGAUCGCGUCUGCCGAUAACGCUGAGGUGGCGGACGCCUGA
Spirodela intermedia is the source of this 1734-nucleotide messenger RNA. The record is from the annotation of a GenBank genome assembly. NCBI's taxonomy places the organism in Eukaryota, Viridiplantae, Streptophyta, Magnoliopsida, Alismatales, Araceae.